Clonostachys solani is the source of this 1227-nucleotide messenger RNA. Lineage: Eukaryota; Fungi; Ascomycota; Sordariomycetes; Hypocreales; Bionectriaceae. The record is from the annotation of a GenBank genome assembly.
AUGUCCUCCCCCCCCGUCAAGAAGAGAAAAACCGGAGACCCAGUUCGGCCUCAGCAGCCCAAGUACAGCAACCAGAUCCAGGAACCGUUCAAGAGGUCGUACCAGAUCCAGCGAUUCCUCUUCAACGACCCCGACAACGACUCGACCACCUGGGCCAUCAUCGAGGGCCGCAGGCAGGAGCCCAAGUUCAUAGACUCCCAGACCACGUCCGAGCCCCCCGGGUCCUGCGAGGACGACUCAUCCGCCGCCGGGGCAGACGACAGCCUCAUCACCUCCAUCUCCUUCCACCAGAAGCGCUCCAAGGCGAGGCUGGCCGAGAGUGACGCCAGGCUCGAGGGUCCCCAUGCUGAGUACAGAGCCACCAAGCAUAACCUGUCAUACCCGGAUUCCGAGCCCUGCAAGGAGGGCAAGCAGUUCCCCAACAUAUCGAAACUCAGAGAACAUCUUAAAAGGGUGCACUCCCCAGAGUACCGAUGCGGUGACUGUAGCCACAAGUUCUCCCAGGUCUCCGUCGCGGAGCUGCAGGACCUCAAGGCGUCCCACCGGGGCAAGUGCCGCCGGACGGGCCGCGCCGAGCUGCCCGACUUCGACAUGUCCGCCGAGCAGUGGGAGAAGUGCAAGAACUGGAGCCAGAACCAGCGCGUCGACCGCGGGUCCAGGAACGGCCUCUCGGAGCGCAAGCCCGCCUGGUCCUGGCGCCGCAUCUACAACAGCCUCUUCCCCUCCGACCGCAUCGCCGUCGGCCAGGAUCCCUGCGCCUUCAGGCCGGGCCCCAGGGCGCACCACCACCACAUGCCGAGGGCGCAGCCGAGGGGGCCGGCCAAGGGAGCUGGGCCCGGUGCGGAUGGCAGCCUGAGCGGCCCGGCGCCGACCAUGACGCAGUCCGACUUCAUGUCCGCGUUCUCGCUGGACUACAAUAAGACUUCGAACGGCAAUGAAGGCCCCGAGCUUAGCGGCUCAUGGCAGUCGUCGAACCCCCAGGGCCCCAGCUCGAUCACGCCGUCGUCAACGUCCGGGACUACGGAGACGGUGGAGUCGGCCCCGAGCCAGUCCGAGAAAACGGCUCAGUCUGUGGAUGAGCUGACCCGGAUAACGGAUGACCUGUACAUGGACAAUGUUCCGGGUUCGCUCGCGUGGGGAGAUUAUAAUCCCAACAUAGAUCCCAACAUCUUCCUUAGUGAAUACAUCCCCGGUAUGCAGCCCUCAUUCGGACCGGUUGACGAGUGA